CACGGCCCACGGGCGGGACAAAACCAGCCGCUUCCUAACGACCUGACCGUCCUGGCCUCUCCUCUCCGUCUCACACACAGAAAUACGCACUCUCUCUCUCUCUCUCUCACACACACACACAACGCCACUCCUCUCGCGCGCACACACAACGCCACUCCUCUCGCGCGCACACAAAACUCUCUCUUAUUGAGCUGCUUCAGAACCCUAACCCUAAAGCUAAUCAAUCAACUUUGAUUGCUGUACUGAUUAACUAGUUAUUUGAUCGAUAAGCUAAUCUUCACGGUCGGCCAAUCGUACUGUUCGUCAAAUAUGUUGCAUUUGACGCUGGUACAUCACCGAUUGGUUUCGUUGUAGAUGUUCAGGUCACAUUUGGAUGCUUCCAAAAUUUUCCGUCCGACACUUCAUUAGUUUUCAAAAUGAAACCAAGAACCCAUGGGGUACCUAGACCACAGAGGUCAAAAAAUUCUCAGGUGGAGGGGCCAAAUUGGUUAUUUAUUGCAGGUGGUGCCUUGUUAAGUACAUUAUCAAUUCGCCUUGGUUACAAGUUGAAGCAGGUGGUUGACACAAAGCAAGCAGACAAUGCCAGCAACGUAAAUAGAAAAUCUAACAACGGAAAGAAGUUGGGUGGUUGCCGUUUGCAUUCAAAUGGGUAUUGUUUUUCUCAAGAUGAGGAUGGUUGCUUCGAUUACAUUUCAGGAAAUCAAGGUGUGCUGGAGGUUAAGCAACAACAGAAUGGCCAAUUGAUGACAGAAUCUGACAUGGCACUCCCUCUGGUGACGGUUCCUGUCCCUGAAUUUAGUAGAGAGAAUGGUGUGCUUUGGGCAUCCUCUCCUGACCGUCUUGAGCUGCCACAGAAGCCAUUCCACCACUCAAACAGCUCUGAUUCACCGUGUGUCUCAGAAUCCGGUUCUGACAUCUUUAGCAAGCGAGAAGUGAUACAGAAGCUGAGACAGCAAUUGAAGAGAAGGGAUGAUAUGAUAUUGGAGAUGCAGGAUCGGAUUGUAGAGUUGCAGAAUGAUCUCAGCGCUCAGUUGUCUCAUUCUACCCAUCUACAAUCACUGGUGGAUUCUGCAAAUGGGGAUCUGUUUGAUUCGGAGAGAGAAAUCCAGAGGUUGAGGAAGGCAAUUGCAGAUCAUUGUGUGGGGCAAGUGAGUCCUGAUGAUGAGCCCUCAGCAGUACCAACGUGGUCGUCCAAAGGGAGAAAUGGCCGUGCAAAUGGGUAUCUUGAUGUUGAGAGCAAUUCCAAGUCUUCGGAGAAGGGGAGAGGAGAUGGGGAUAGGAUUGAGAUGCUGCAAAGGGAAGUAGGUGAGUUGAAGGAAGUAAUAGAAGGAAAAGAAUAUCUGCUACAGAGCUACAAGGAACAGAAAGCAGAGCUCUCAAUGAAGAUCAAAGAGUUGCAGCAGAGAUUAGAUUCCCAGCUCCCUAAUAUUUUGUAGACAUUGCAGCUUUUGUGCAUUCCUGUUUGAAUUUCUUUCCCCCCUCUUUUUUUCCGGGUUUCUUUUUUCCAAUUUGAUUUGAAGUUCCAAAAUAGGAGAAGCUUCCUUUCCCUUUUCUUACCUUGCCACUGUUAGUUAUAUAAUGUUUCAUGCUGUUUUGUGUGCAUAUGUGGAUGGUGGAGAUAGAGAGAGAAUUUCAAAAGCAAAUAUCAUAAUUCAGGUAUAAGUGGUUGAGGCUGCAUCUUUGCCAGUAAAGACUUGUUAACUAAUGAAGUUUAAUAGAAAUGUCUAGCUUUAUACAAUGAGAUGACACAUGGAUCCUAAAUUAUAGGGAAAGAGUAUUACAUGGUCCCGGCCAAUCAGCAUUUGACACUUAAGCAAAUGUGUCAUAAGUGUGUAAGCUUUGCUUUGGUGUCAAACAGUGAUUGGUCCCGGACAAAUGGUCCUAGGACUAUGUAAUAAUUUAUUGACACAUGAACCCUAAAUUGUAGGAAAGGAGUUGCUUAAGGUAGGGGUAGAAGUCUCACCCUUAACGGCACUUUCAAUUAUCAUUUACUAUAGAUGUCAUUUACAUUCUUAAGUCUUGUAUUUCAUUUCUUGUCAUUUUCAAUUCAUGUCUUACUUAUGUUUGGAUGUAUAAUUAAGAUUGUAGUACAACAUAUUCAACAAUCUUCAAACAUUUAUUGCUAUAUUCCACCACAUUAGAAAUAAUAAUAAUAAAAAUCACCCUUUGGUUUGGAAGUGUACUAUAAUCAUGAUAUAUGAUCACAUGGUUGUGUUUUUUUUUUUUUUUUU
Molecule: messenger RNA, 2231 nt
Organism: Cornus florida
Lineage: Eukaryota; Viridiplantae; Streptophyta; Magnoliopsida; Cornales; Cornaceae
Exons: 4
Coding region: 417-1436 (339 amino acids)
Source: RefSeq, a predicted model, not a curated record